This is a messenger RNA of Plasmodium vinckei vinckei, 2802 nucleotides long. RefSeq names its product DNA replication licensing factor MCM6, putative. The record is from RefSeq and is a predicted model, not a curated record. Gene Ontology annotation, biological process: mitotic DNA replication; DNA replication initiation; double-strand break repair via break-induced replication. Gene Ontology annotation, molecular function: ATP binding; single-stranded DNA binding; single-stranded 3'-5' DNA helicase activity. The transcript has a single exon. Gene Ontology annotation, cellular component: nucleus; MCM complex. Lineage: Eukaryota; Apicomplexa; Aconoidasida; Haemosporida; Plasmodiidae. Bases 1 to 2802 code for a protein of 933 amino acids.
AUGUCGAGCAUGUUCAAUGAAAAUGAAUUAUCUGGGAUUGACGCUCACAGUGUUUUUGGAAAUAAUAAUAACAAUGAAACAGAAAGCUACGAAAAUAAAAGAAAGAAUUAUAAUGAGAAUUCAAAUAUGAGUAUGAAUCAAAGGGCAGAAGAAGAAGAAGAUGAAGAAGAUGAUGAGGAAGAUGAGGAGCCAUCGCAUGUACAAGAUGAGAAUAUGGCUAAAGUUUUUGAAAAAUUUUUAAAAACAUUUUCUGAAAAAAAAAAUAAUAAAUUAGAUGCAGAAAGUGAUGAAGAUAGUGAUAGUGUAUGGAGAGACAAUUUAAAUUUUGAUUUUCCAAGUGAAUUAGAAAUAGGAAGUAAUGCUCAUUAUGUUCAAGUAUUAUAUACAAUAUUACAAAAUUCAUUUUCAAGGAAUAAAGUAUUAGUAGUUGAUAUGAAGCAUGUAUUAAUGUGGGAGCCAACUGAUAGGAAUCAAUUUGAUAUCGGUAGUCAAUUAUAUAUGUACAUAAAAAGACAUUUUUUACGUAUAUUAGAUAUUUUUGAGCAAAAGGUUCAAUUAUUAGCUGAAAGUAUUAAUCCUGUUAAAACUAAAGAAGUUGGCAAAAUAUGUUUACGAUUUUAUAAUGAAAAAAAUCCUAUUCAUUCAUUAAGAAGUUUAAGAUGUGAAAUGUUAGGAGAGAUGAUAAGUGUGAGAGGUCAAGUUACAAGAACAUCUGACGUUAGACCUGAAUUAACAUUAGCAUCUUUUAAAUGUAAUGAAUGUGGAAAUAUUAUUAAUGGUGUUAAACAACAAUUUAGAUAUACACAACCAAGUAAAUGUCCAUCAGCUAGUUGUAGUAAUAUGCAUGAUUGGUCAUUAGUUUUAGAACAAUCUUAUUUUGUCGAUUGGCAAAAGAUUAGAUUACAAGAAAUAGCACAAGAAAGUCCACCAGGAUCUAUGCCUAGAAAUAUGGAUGUUAUUUUACGUAAUGAUAUUGUAGAUAGUGUACAUGCAGGUGAUAGGAUAAUUGUAACUGGUUGUUUAAUUGUUGUUCCUGAUAUCCCAACAUUAAUGAAACCUGGUGAUAUACCUAGAAGUGUAGCUAGACAAAUGCUAAAAAAAAAUGAGAACUCUUUAGUAUCACAAGGAUUAACAGGUAUUAAAGGUGUUGGUGUACAAGAUUUAAAUCAUAAGCUUUGUAUAUAUGCAUGUCAAAUAGAAAAAUUAAAUAAUUCAAAAAAAGACAAUUCCUUUGAUGAACAAACUCAAGUUGAUAUUAAUUGUGAAGAAAUAUUAAAUUGUGAUGAUUUAAAAUGGUUGAGAGAAAUAGCUAUACAUCCUAAUACUAUUGAUAUAUUAGCUGAGUGCAUUGCACCGAAAAUAUGGGGUAAUAUUGAAAUUAAAAAAGGUGCACUACUUAUGAUGACAGGGGGUGUACAAAAAAUUACAUCAAAUUGUAAAUUAAGAGGUGAUAUAAAUAUGUGUAUAGUUGGUGAUCCAGGUACUGCUAAAAGUGAGAUAUUAAAAUAUGUUGAAAGUUUUGCACCGAGAGCAAUAUUUACUUCAGGAAAAGGGUCGACUGCAGCAGGUUUAACAGCAGCAGUGCACCGAGAUCCAGAUCAAGGAGAUACAGUAUUAGAAGCAGGUGCAUUAAUGUAUGCCGAUCAAGGAAUAUGUUGUAUUGAUGAGUUUGAUAAAAUGGACGAAAAAGAUCGAGUAGCAAUUCAUGAAGCAAUGGAACAACAAACAAUAUCAAUUACAAAAGCUGGUAUUCAAGCAACAUUAAAUGCUAGAGCAUCUGUUUUAGCUGCUUGUAAUCCAAAAUACGGAAGAUAUGAUUCACUUAAAACAUUUGCUCAAAAUGUAAAUAUCCCAGCCCCAUUAUUAUCAAGAUUUGAUUUAUUUUAUACUAUGUUAGAUACUAUAGAUAUAGAUAAAGAUACAAAUAUAGCAAACCAUUUAGUAUCUAUGCAUUGUGGUGAUGAAGCAGAAAGACAUUUAAAAGCUAAUGCUGGAAAAUUAGAUAAUGUAAAAUUAGAAAUAUAUCUUGAAUUAAGUAAAAGAGUUAAACCAUUACUUACUGAUGAAGCAAAAUAUAAAUUAAUACAUUAUUAUGUAUCGUUCAGAAAUAUAGAAUAUUCACCAGGUGCUCAAAGAUCAAUGAGAAUGACAGUUCGUCAAUUAGAAUCACUUAUACGUUUAAGUGAAGCUGUUGCAAAAUUAAAAUUUUCUCAUUUUGUAGAUGUAAAACAUGUUGAAAUAGCUUGCUCGAUUUUUAAAGCUUCUAUGAAAAAAAUAUCCAAUGAAAAAGAAAUUAAUUUAGAUGAAGAACCCGAAAAACCAACUAAUGCCGCAUCAUAUAUAAGCAAUGGAGAAAAUCAAACAGAUAAUCCAGAAGUUAAAAAAACAACAGUUAUUAAAGCAAGUGAAUAUCAAUAUAUAUCUGCAAUUAUUUUUGAAAUUAUUAAAGAAUAUGAAUUUAAUAAUAAUAAUGAAUGUAUGACACAAGAUCAAUUGAUAGAAGCAUAUUUGAAAGAUUAUGCAAAAGCAGAAUCUACUGAACAUUUAGAUGAAUGGAUUUACAAAUUAAAAAAAAUUAUUAACAGAUUAAUUAAUCAAGAUAUGAAACUAUUAAGUGAAACAAAUGAAAAUGAUCCUGAAAAUAUUAUACUUAGAAUCCAUCCUAAUUAUGCAGGACCAUCAGCAGAAGGGGUUAUCACAAAUAAAAAUACUUAUGGAUAUACCACCUUCAAAAAUUAUCAAACUGAUCAGAAUGCUCUAGACGAUGAUGUGGAUUUCCAAGAAGACAUAGCGGACUUUUAA